Molecule: messenger RNA, 5090 nt
Organism: Microtus oregoni (creeping vole)
Lineage: Eukaryota; Metazoa; Chordata; Mammalia; Rodentia; Cricetidae
Gene: Tgfb2
Product: transforming growth factor beta 2
Exons: 8
Coding region: 1199-2527 (442 amino acids)
Biological process (GO): transforming growth factor beta receptor signaling pathway; SMAD protein signal transduction; BMP signaling pathway
Cellular component (GO): extracellular region
Molecular function (GO): cytokine activity; type III transforming growth factor beta receptor binding; type II transforming growth factor beta receptor binding
Source: RefSeq, a predicted model, not a curated record
UUGCUGGGAGCGGAGCUGCCAAAGCUGCCAGCCGGAGAGCCAGAGCGAGAGAGUGAGAGAACAAGCAGGGAGCUCUGAGCCUUAGGGCAGGCGGCAGGGAUGAGGAGCAGAAGCAUUAGGGUUUAAGGAACCGCCGUUCUGGAGCAACCCGGCUGCAGAGAGGAAUAGGUAUCAGCAGAGGUCUAUUUUAGGGUCGCAAGUACGGUCUUACCCUAACCGAGAAAGUGCAAGCUUGCGGGGAGCCAGGAGAGGCUGGGGAAAGGGUGCGAGUCCCCGAGGCGUCCCGCAGCCAAGGCGCCCAGGAGGCGGUGUUGUUCCACAGUGGGUGAAGGAGGUGACCGAUCUCUGUCGCCCCGUGGCCGCCUGGAGCAAGAGGAGGAGGAUCUGCAGGACGGAGCUGGAGGCUAACCCCCUUUGCAGGCGGCUGCAACGUGGAGCGACCCAGCCGGGUGUAGGCCACAGCGCGGCCGCAGGAGCAGGAUCGUCGCUGCCUGCUCCGGGGCCUCGGCGGAUCUCCGGGGCAGACAGUACCCCCACCGAGUCCCCGAGAGAGCGGCGCCGGGGCGCAUCUGCCUCCCCGCGGCUCGCCAGGCUCGCCCUCGGCGCGCGCACACGCACGCGCGCGCACAUCCACACGCACACUCAUCCACACACGUGUGGAAGGCAGGGCCGAGCCGCUCGGUCUUUGAACAUCUCAGUUAGAGCCCGGAGCAGCCCCGGCCGCCGCUCUGCGCUCCCUGCGGCCCUGAGCGCCUCCUGCCAGCCCCCGGACCUUCUGGACUCUUCCCUUUUGGCCUAAGGAUCCGAGUUCAGAUCCGCCACUCCGCACCCGAGCCUGACACACUGAACUCCAUUUCUUCUUUUAAGUUUAUUUCUACUUCAGAGCCACUCACCCCCUCCCUUCCAGGGGAAAAAACAAACCUUUCUUACUCCUUAAAGCCCCCUCCCCUUGAGCAUCGCAUAUUAAUAUCUCCACGUUGGGAACGCGCUGCAUUUUCUUUUUUAAAAGGAAUUCCAGUCAGAGACCUUUUUCUAUUGGGCAUUGACUUUCGAUUGCUUUGCAAAAGUUUCGCAUUAAAAAACAAAACAAAACAAAACACAAAACGUUACCUGAUCCGCUCUGAGAAUUAUUGGUUUCUUUUUAUAUUUUUUCUUACUUUAAACAACAACAGCAGCAACGUUUCCACCUUUUAAAAACAUGCACUACUGUGUGCUGAGAACCUUUUUGCUCCUGCAUCUGGUCCCGGUAGCGCUCAGCCUGUCUACCUGCAGCACCCUCGACAUGGACCAGUUUAUGCGCAAGAGGAUCGAGGCCAUCCGCGGGCAGAUUCUGAGCAAGCUGAAGCUCACCAGCCCCCCGGAAGACUAUCCUGAGCCGGACGAGGUCCCCCCGGAGGUGAUUUCCAUAUACAACAGUACCAGGGACUUACUGCAGGAAAAGGCAAGCCGGAGGGCAGCCGCCUGCGAGCGCGAGCGGAGCGACGAAGAGUACUACGCCAAGGAGGUUUAUAAAAUCGACAUGCCUUCCCACUUCCCCUCCGAAACUGUCUGCCCAGUUGUUACAACACCCUCUGGCUCAGUGGGCAGCUUUUGCUCCAGACAGUCCCAGGUGCUCUGUGGGUACCUUGAUGCCAUCCCGCCCACUUUCUACAGACCCUACUUCAGAAUUGUCCGCUUUGAUGUCUCGACAAUGGAGAAGAAUGCUUCUAAUCUGGUGAAGGCAGAAUUCAGGGUCUUUCGUUUGCAGAACCCCAAAGCCCGAGUGGCUGAACAACGGAUCGAACUGUAUCAGAUCCUCAAAUCCAAAGACUUAACGUCUCCAACCCAGCGCUACAUCGACAGCAAGGUUGUAAAAACGAGAGCAGAAGGCGAGUGGCUCUCCUUCGACGUGACCGAUGCCGUGCACGAGUGGCUUCACCAUAAAGACAGGAACCUGGGAUUUAAGAUCAGUUUACACUGCCCCUGCUGUACCUUUGUACCGUCUAAUAAUUACAUUAUCCCGAAUAAAAGUGAAGAGCUCGAAGCGAGAUUUGCAGGUAUUGAUGGCACCUCCACAUAUACCAGUGGUGAUCAGAAAACUAUAAAGUCCACUAGGAAAAAAAACAGUGGGAAGACCCCACAUCUCCUGCUAAUGUUGUUGCCCUCCUACAGACUGGAGUCACAACAGUCCACCCGGCGGAAGAAGCGUGCUCUGGAUGCCGCCUAUUGCUUUAGAAAUGUGCAGGAUAAUUGCUGCCUUCGCCCUCUUUACAUUGAUUUCAAGCGGGAUCUUGGGUGGAAAUGGAUCCAUGAGCCCAAAGGGUACAAUGCCAACUUCUGUGCUGGGGCAUGCCCAUAUCUAUGGAGCUCAGACACUCAGCAUACCAAGGUCCUCAGUUUGUACAAUACCAUAAAUCCUGAAGCUUCUGCUUCCCCUUGCUGUGUGUCCCAAGAUCUGGAGCCACUGACCAUCCUCUACUAUAUUGGCAACUCACCCAAGAUCGAACAACUUUCCAACAUGAUCGUCAAGUCUUGUAAGUGCAGCUAAGAUCCUCAGAAAAGCCACGACACGAAAAUCACGGUGACAAUGACACAUGACAACCACAAUGACGAUGAUGAUGUCUGUGACAUGAGGGAGUUUGGAUUCAUCACUGUUUAAAAAUAAAAGUUGGAGAAAAAGCGGUACUAGUUCAAACAUUUUGCAAGCUUGUGUUCUGUUUGUUAAAACUGGCAUCUGAGAUUACAGCAACAACAAAAAACCAUGGAAGGCUUCAGUUUGCGUUUCACCUACUUCGUGAGAGACACAAAAAGAAAACAUCUUUUUUUUUUAAAGGAAAAAAUAAACACUGGAAGAAUUUGUUAGUGUUAAUUAUGUGAAAGAAAAACAAAACAAAACAGGAAAAUCCGUUUCGUGGAGUUGUACGUAUCGUUUCCACCCCAUAUUUCUCCCCGAGCUUCUCCUGGUUCCUCUGUAUCUCUCUGCAUUGGGCACUUCCCUGUCCCUUCCUCUGAGCUAACAGUGGCUUAUUUAUUGUGUUACUAUAUAAUGAACCUUUCCUUGCCCUUGGAAAACAAAACAGGUGUAUAAAGUGGAGACCAAAUGCUUUGCCACAAACUCAUGGACAGCUUAGAGAAUUUGAACUCAAACCAGCUGGAAACACAGGAAGUCAUGCCGGGAUGGGACCCCCAUGAGUCCUUCUAUGACCGAGCAAGUCUGCAAAAGUAUAGACACCCCCAGAACACGUGCUGUGUGCCAACUGCUAUGGAAGCUUCAGGGGUGGCCAUACACUGAGAAGGCCUGUUAACAAAAAGACUUGGAGUCAGUGGGAAUCUGGAAGAUUUUUUUCUUAAACCUCUUUUCAUUGUAAAUGAUUCUUUGCCAGUUUAAGCAAGCCAGUGAAAUGUUGACCUGUAUUGACGUGUAUUGUCAGACUUUGGACCGUGACGUGGCUGUAGAGCUCCGAUACAGGUUUUUUCCUUUGUCUUGGUAUAUGUAAUCACACUGAUACUAUUAAAAUAGAUGGGUCUAGAAGCCAGCAUAAUUGAAAACACAUCUGCAGAUCUGUUUUACAAACUAUUAAAUCAAAACAUUAACUACUUUAUAUGUAAUAAUGUAGAUCCUUACCAUAUUUUUGAUAUUCUGUAAUAAUGAUUGUGAUUUAGAUUGAACUUAAAUUUGAACUUUUUUUUAAUGAUCAUUCAGAUUGUAUGUUUGUUUCCUUUAGCUGGCCAGUACUUUCGAAUAAAACCCCUAGAUUUUGGCUCGCAGUACAAAUUCAUUGUUUUAAAUAUUAUCUUCUCUGCUUGGCUUUUAUGUAUUGUCCAUUUAAUGGCAUACGAUACCUGGGUCCAUUUUUCCCCCUUUCCUUUUCUUUUCCAAAAGACAUAAAACAAAAACAAACAAAGAGAACCAAAAAGAUAUGUUUAAGUUCUAUAUUUUCUCUCCAUCUUUUCUGGGUCAGUACUAAGUAGACCAGAUGAUGAAGUUUCUCCUGGGAAGACAAAGGUGUGUGAGCACAGAUGUUGUUUUAGAGAGUGUUUAAGAAUCUGAACUCCGAAUCUCGGUGACUGGGCUAGGAAAAAAAUUCUGUAGCUUCCUUUAAUUCAUAUAUUUGUGGAAUCUUAUUACUGUUAAAAAGCGGACAGCUGAAAAGCAAAGGCACCCCUUUCUUUAGUCAGCCUUCGGUUUCAGGGUGAAAAUUGAGAGAUGCCCAUUUUGAGUUUUCCAAAGGGGAAAGGCCCAGGUCACAUUCAUCAUUUCAUUAACUUCCCUGACGUUCAGGUUUGGAAAGAAAUUACUUGAAAGAGCACAAACUAAAUUCCCCCUUGCCAAAAUCUUCGUCCUUUCACCUGAGUGAGAAUGGUCUAGAGCUGAGGUUGGCUGUGGCUUGAGGAGCUAGGUUGUCCUCUCUUGCAGAGCCAGGGCUUGACACUGGGCUUUGCAGGGCAUCCUCGUUACGUACUUAACUUCAAAAUACAAACUAGUCCACAAAACCACGUAUUAUUUAUGGUCUGACCCGAAGGGCAACACGGGGAGGUGUGAAUACAAAGAGAAUUUCUUUGAUAUGAUAUACUUUGGGGGAGAACUUUCCUUUCUAUUCAUUAAGAUGAAGAACAGGAUUCGCAAGCCGGAAGACAGACAGAGCAAGCACUGGUGAACGGCCGAUGUGUCGGGUGCAGCACAGGCCCAGCUCUGCCUUCCCCUUCCACUUUUCUGUUGUUUCUAUAUAAAUCCCCUCGCUCUGCAAAUAUUUUCCUCUCAGAUAAAAUGAUGUUUUUAGUCUGUAUGAGUUUGUCUCUCCUUGAAUGCACUGACUGCUUUUUUCUUUUUUUAAGAUUUCUUGAAUCUUUUUCUCUCAUUUUUUUUUUUAAAGUCUGUGGGGUCUACAGGUCUUUAUUUCCCAUUAGUGAAUAUUGCCAAGGGAAGGGUGGUAGGAGGGGGGUGCAUUAGCAUAUGGGAGGGGCAGCAGGUUGUAAGUGUUAAGCAACAGUACAAUUUUACGGCUGGCAUGGUUUUUAAAGAAUGGACUAUAAGAAUAGCUGUUCUGUGUUUUGAUGACCAACUAUGCUGUAUUUUAACACAAUGUAUGUCUGGUUUUUGUGGUGCUCCU